UUUCCAUUUUGAACUACCAUGGCAGCCAACAUGUUUUCCACAUCUCUGAGCUGCGCCGUGACUUUUGUACCUAUUCGCAAUAUCGCGACUUUAACGAUCAUGCGUUCUCAAGUCGUCAGCAACACAAUUCAAGGUUACAGUAGCUCAAUAAAGCUCUGUUCAUCCACGUCAUUCUCCUCACACUCUCCCACCAUCGAUUCUGGUGACACUGUAACCCAGUACGACCACUUGGUUCAGCGUGGCUCUUUGAGGAAAGAUGCUUUGCAGAGGAGCGUUCUUCAGCGGCUGGCUCGCCUGCAAAAGACGCUGCAAAACUACAGUAACGCUCCCUACUUGAACUCGCCUCCCCUGACAAUGAACUGUGACAGACUUCAGAAAAGAACACAGUCCUCCCUUAUAACAACCGGAGUAUCUGCUCUAAAGGAAGAAGAUGUUCCUCCUCCCCCGCCUAAAGGCUUCUAUAUUUAUGGAGAUGUUGGCACAGGGAAGACCAUGCUCAUGGAUAUGUUUUACGGCGGGCUGCAAAACAACCAGAAAAAGAGAGUCCACUUCAACGGCUUCAUGCUGGAUAUCCACCAAAGGAUCCACCGGAGGAAACGGAGCCUGCCGAGACGAAAGCUGGGCACCAUGUUCACCUAUGACCCCAUAUCGCCGGUUGCCGUGGAGAUCUCCCGUGAAACCUGCCUCCUGUGUUUUGACGAGUUUCAGGUCACGGACAUCGCCGAUGCAGUGAUCCUGAGGCAGCUUUUCCAGACGUUGUUUAAGACCGGAGUGGUGGUGGUGGCCACGUCCAACAGACCCCCCGAUGAUCUGUACAAAAACGGACUUCAGAGGGACACCUUUCUACCUUUCAUCGACAUGCUGAAGGAGUCCUGCCAUACUAUCUGCCUCGACACUGGUGUGGACUAUAGGAGGCUGCGGGAGACUGGAACAGGAAAACGCUACUUCCUGACAGGAGAGCCUGGCGCAGACGUUGUGUUGGAUGCGAUGUUUGACAAGCUGGCUUUUACCCAAAAAAGCUCUACCGGUCCGAAGGUGCUCACCGUGCUGGGCAGGGAAGUGAUGCUGGAGAAGACCUGUGGCUCUGUCGCAGAUUGUACUUUCCACGAGCUGUGUGGCAGAUCUCUUGGAGCCAGCGACUACCUGGAGAUGGCGCGGCUCUUUGACACGGUGUUCAUCCGCCACGUUCCCGUGCUGACGCUGCGCAUGAAGGACCAAGUCAGGCGCUUCACCACCCUCGUCGACAACUUCUAUGACAAGAAGGUGAGAGUGGUGCUACAGGCUGCAGCACCAUUAGAGCAGCUCUUCACCCAUACCGGAGGAGAUGAUGAGCGAGACCAACAGCUCUUGGAUGACUUAGGCCUGAAGGAGGAGGCGGCAGAGCGUCUGACUCUUUUCACGGCUGAGGAGGAGAUCUUUGCCUUUCAUCGGACUGUUUCCAGGCUCGCGGAGAUGCAGACAGACACGUACUGGGUGGAGGGAGAUCACAGCAAGAAACACCUUGACACAUAAUUUUCGCUAGUUGCUACCUGAUCUGUAUGUUGCAUAUUAAAAAAAAAAAAUAAACACAAACCUA
Hippocampus zosterae (dwarf seahorse) is the source of this 1576-nucleotide messenger RNA. Its product is annotated as lactation elevated protein 1 homolog B-like. Gene Ontology annotation, cellular component: cytoplasm; mitochondrion. The transcript has 13 exons. The coding region runs from base 19 to 1512 and encodes 497 amino acids. Lineage: Eukaryota; Metazoa; Chordata; Actinopteri; Syngnathiformes; Syngnathidae. The record is from RefSeq and is a predicted model, not a curated record. Gene Ontology annotation, molecular function: ATP binding; ATP hydrolysis activity.